Messenger RNA from Hermetia illucens (black soldier fly), 1921 nucleotides. RefSeq names its product probable cytochrome P450 9f2. Gene Ontology annotation, molecular function: oxidoreductase activity, acting on paired donors, with incorporation or reduction of molecular oxygen; monooxygenase activity; heme binding. The coding region runs from base 169 to 1782 and encodes 537 amino acids. The record is from RefSeq and is a predicted model, not a curated record. The transcript has 4 exons. Lineage: Eukaryota; Metazoa; Arthropoda; Insecta; Diptera; Stratiomyidae.
CUCUGAUAUUGCUCUGUAGUGUUCGAUGUACCAUUACAGAAUGGUUGACGUGCUCCAUUGCUAUAAUAGUUAGAGCUUUAAGUCGCACUUGAAAAAAAUUGAGAAGUUUCAGUGUUUUAGUUUAAUUUCAUAAAUAGUUCUUGAAUUUACGGAUCCUUUUUGGUGACAAUGAUUCAAUCAAUUCUGUCGUUUUUGUGGUCCCAGUGGUCACUGCUUGUAGGCGUAGGACUUUUCGCUAUCUACAAGUGGUUGACUGCGACUUAUGACUUCUUCGAGAAGAAAAACGUUCCCUAUGACAAGCCUGUGAUUUUCUUCGGGAAUAUGAGGUCGAUGGUUCUGCGUCAGGAGUCUAUGUUUGAUAUGUUCAAACGAUUCUAUAUGAAAUACAAGGAUGACAACUACUACGGUAUGUUUGAAAUACGCAAUCCAAACAUGAUGGUCUGCAACCCGGACCUAAUAAAACAAAUUGCUAUCAAGGACUUCGAUUACUUUGUAAAUCAUCGAAUCAUUCUGGAUGGUGAGGAUGAACCAUUGUUCGGAAAUUCUCUAUUCUCCUUGCAAGAUCAGAAAUGGAGAGAUAUGAGAGCCACUUUGAGUCCUGCGUUUACUGGGAGUAAGAUGCGUUUGAUGUUCCAACUGGUGGAUGAAUGCGGGCAAAAAGCCAGUAAAUACUUAAGGACUCAAGCAGACUCAAAAGGGCCAUUGGAAAUGGAUUUAAAAGAUUUCUUCACACGUUUCACUAACGAUGUCAUUGCAACUUGUGCAUUUGGACUUCAAAUCAAUUCAUUAACGGAAAAGGAUAAUCAUUUUUACCACAUGUCCAGGAAGGCGACCAACUUUUCGGGGCUUGCAUCAUUGAAAUUUUUCCUCUUUGCUAAUAUCCCGAAAGUGAUGAAGUUUCUCCAAAUAAGGCUGUUUGAUGAAAAGUAUGCGAAGUACUUCAACAGUUUGGUUUUGGAUACGAUGCAACAAAGAGUUUCGAAGGGAAUCAUCCGACCUGACAUGAUCAAUCUGCUUCUCGAGGCUCGAAAGGGUACCUUGCAGUCGGCUGAUCUGGGAAAAGUGGACUCAAACGAGGGAUUUGCAACUGUGGAAGAAUCGACGGUGGGCCAGAAGACAGUCAGUCGUCAUUGGACAGAUGACGACUUGGUCUCCCAAUGUUUCCUGUUCUUCGUUGCUGGUUUUGAAACAUCUUCCGUUCUAAUGUGCUUCUGUGCUCAUGAGCUGAUGGAAAACCCUGACGUCCAAAAGAAAUUGAUUGAAGAAAUCGACCAAGUACGCGAGGAACUAGGUGAUAAUCCUUUAACAUAUGAAGUCCUUCAAAAAAUGAAAUACAUGGACAUGGUUAUGUGUGAAACACUAAGAAAGUGGCCACCAGCAAUAGCGACUGACCGUGUUUGUAGUAAACCCUACGUGCUUGGCAAUAAGGAUGGAGAUGGGGUUAAACUUAACAAAGGAGACGUGAUUUCUAUUCCAAUAGUUGGACUACAUCAUAAUCCUGACUACUUCCCAGAACCAGACAAGUUCAUACCAGAAAGGUUCAGUGAUGAAAACAAAAAUGAUAUAAAACCAUUUACAUACCUACCGUUCGGACUAGGACCAAGAAAUUGCAUUGGUUCUAGGUUUGCUCUGAUGGAGAGUAAGGCAAUAAUUUUCCAUUUGCUGUCGCAAUUCACAAUUGAAGCUUCACCAAAAACUUGUACUCCUUUGAAAUUGGCUAAAUCAGGGUUCCAGCUUCAACCAGAAGGUGGUUUCUGGUUGAAUUUCAAACCUAGAAGCUAAUCUUCUAGCUGAGGUCCUGAAAUUUGGCAGAAGCUAUUGACAUAGCUUCACAUGGGAGAUUAUGUUGUAUUUGUUUUGUUAUAUCCUUUUCAAUUUUAAUAUGCGCAAUAAAAUUGGCAUUUUGUAUCAGCUGUGAAUA